CGCCUCCCCGGCGUGGACUGCACAAUCAGAUAUCUCUCAGCGUCAAAAAGUGAAAACAGUACAGAACUGAGCAAGAGCAAAUAAGCUCUUCUCUUUCUCGCGAUUCCCGCCGAGAUUGUAAGAAUGAAGGGAUUAUAAAGCUUUUGGGCGUAAAACGAUGAUUGGGGGUCAAACUCCAAAUUUCCAGCAAGACGAUCAUGUCAUUGCUAAUUAUUCAAUCGAACGACACAACGUCAAGAGAAAGUCGGUGACAAUGAUCAAUGAUGGUCAGGUUGGUAAUCCAACAAGUCGCAUUGUUUUGUCGUUGACCAAGCCAUCCUAUGCCCUCGGCCUUGGUUCCAAGCCCUUGAGGGCUGAGAACCGUGCUCGGUUGAACCGUCUUUUGCGCCGGCUCCUGAGGCAGCAAAACUGGGCUGAAGCAAGUGGCGUGCUGAGUGUGUUGUUGAAAGGGACUGGCAAAGACAAGUCACUGCCCAACAAUCGCUUCAAGUAUACGGCAUUGAUGGAGGUCCUUGCACAUGUAAGAGCUGAACAUUUUACUGCCACUAGGAUAAAAAACAUUUACGAUGUUUGGAUGAGAAAGAUUGGAAUGCCGAAAGGACGGCUAGUCGAGGAUAAAUUUGUGGUUCAUUUGGAGUUCAUCCUGUUCUGUCUUACAGAAGAGAAUUUUGAGGAUGCUCAUCAGGCUGCUCUAAGCCUCAUUCAAGAAAAUGAAUUUGUUAGAGACCCAGUCUCAUGUAUGGUUGUAGGACUUACAUUCUACCAGUUUUGGUAUUCCAAUGUCCCAAAAGAAAUGCUGUUGACAGACUCAGAAGAAGUUGCUGUCCCUCGGCAAACAAAUGAUAACACUAACUCUCAAGAAGCCGUUACAGACUAUCCCCAUAAUUCAGACUCCUCUAUCAAGGAGCAAAUAUCAUCUACGGGGUCUGAUGGCAGAUUACACAGAGAAAAUUCUGUGAGAGUUAUUAAUAGGAUGAUCGAGAUAGAAAACCCUCCACAGAACUUUCAGCCCCAAGGAUUCUAUGCUAAUUCUAAUGAAGAUACAGGAAAUAAUCUGUCUCUAUCUAAUCACGGUGUUCAAUUUCAGUACCCUCUAAAUUUCUCAGCUCUUGAAGGAUUGAACCCAUGUUUAUUGCCUGUACGGUUGCCACGAUCUUUUGAGAAUCCCAAGGAUUUUUUGCAUUUGGAUAAGGAAUUGUUUAACGACUAUUACAAAGAGGCAGUUAAGUACCUAAGACUUGCUCUUUGCUCGACUCCACCGAUAUUGGCGGCCUUACUUCCUUUGAUACAGUUGUUGCUUGUCGGAGGUCAAGUUGAUGAGGCCCUAAAUGAGCUCCUUAAAUUCUGCUGUAAUUCAAACACCACACUUCCUAUCCGAUUAAGAGCUAGUCUUUUGGAGCAUUUUGAUCGUAGAAACAAUGCCAUACUUUCCACCUGUUAUGAAGAUAUCUUAAAGAAGGAUCCUACUUGUUGCCAUUCAUUGGGAAAGCUUGUAUCCAUGCAUCAAAAUGGGGAGUAUAAUUGUGAUUCUCUAGUGGAGAUGAUAGCUUUACAUCUUGAUGCUACUUAUGCAGAGCAUAAUACAUGGAGAGAGUUUGCUUCAUGUUUCUUGAAACUUUCAGAGCAUGUAGAGGACCGAAUGUCAUGUUGUCAAAAUGGCAAUGAAAGUGGACUCGAAAGAAGGUGUUCAGUUUCUUUCAGUGAGAUCCCCAAAAUAUUUAAAGAGGGUAAAUCUAGAAACAAUUGGAGACUGCGCUGUAAAUGGUGGUUGACACGUCACUUUAGUCGCAACACACUCGCAUCGGAGAUUACUGCAGGUGAUUUGCGGCUCCCAACUUAUAAAGCAGCAUCUGCUUGUCACAUUUAUGGACCCGAGUUUGCUUAUGUAGUAGAUGUUUGCACUUGUUUAGAGGAGAAAAAUGAAAGAGAUUUGUUCUUGUUCUUGCAACUGAACUUUGGAAAAUCUAUCCGACUCUGUUCAAGCUUUGCACAAAAUAGUAGAUCCUGACUUUGUUUUAAGCAAAGAUCUUUGAUGGUUGCAUAAUUGCAUUCUGUUAGACUUGUCAUACGGUUAUAUUUAGGAGAUAUGUAGGGGAAAUGCGAUGAGUUUUAGGUGUGAAUUGACAUUUACCACAGCUGCGUAAACAUUCAGCUUUUCUGCCGCGUGCUGUAGCAAAUAUGAGGUUAAGAGGAUCAAAAUGCCC
Molecule: messenger RNA, 2204 nt
Organism: Morus notabilis
Lineage: Eukaryota; Viridiplantae; Streptophyta; Magnoliopsida; Rosales; Moraceae
Exons: 10
Coding region: 158-2008 (616 amino acids)
Biological process (GO): transcription by RNA polymerase I
Cellular component (GO): RNA polymerase I transcription regulator complex
Source: RefSeq, a predicted model, not a curated record